Aspergillus bombycis is the source of this 2649-nucleotide messenger RNA. Its product is annotated as ribonuclease P/MRP protein subunit POP1. Gene Ontology annotation, cellular component: ribonuclease MRP complex; nucleolar ribonuclease P complex. The record is from RefSeq and is a predicted model, not a curated record. Gene Ontology annotation, biological process: tRNA 5'-leader removal. Bases 1 to 2649 code for a protein of 882 amino acids. The transcript has 2 exons. Lineage: Eukaryota; Fungi; Ascomycota; Eurotiomycetes; Eurotiales; Aspergillaceae.
AUGGCCCUCAACCCUGCUGCGAAGCGCAAGUCCACCUAUCCAGGAGCACAAAAUGGCUCCGCAGCAGCUCGGAAGCGUGCCAAAACGUUCGAUGCACGCACACUUGCUGCGCAGUCAGCCGAAUCUGCCCUUUCUGCUUCCGGAGAACUCGAUGUUGCUGCGUAUCUUGAAGCUCGUGAAUUCGAAAUUCGUGCCCUAGAGUCGGGCAUGCAGCGAUCGAAGGCUGCCCUGACGAGUCGCGCGUUUCAGCAAGUACCUCGAUCGUUGAGGAGGAGAACGGCCAGCCACAAUGUGAAGAGGGUGCCAAGUAGGUUGAGGGCAAGGGCGAAGAGAGAGAUGAUGGAAGAUAACACACCAACUGUGACCGCACGUCGGAGGAAACCAACAGAGGCCAUGCGCGUCCGUCUCGAAACCGCUAGACGUCUCCAAAACCUCAAUUCCAAGACCAAAGCUAAGAGAGCUCAUUCGAAAGCUAGGCGUGAUAAAGAGAACCAGAAGUCACUGGAAGAGGCGGGUAGUCACUUCUUUGAUAUUGCCCCGCGUGUCCCUAAAAUCAAGAAAAAUAAGCUCUCACGCCCACAUCCGCCAGAGUCCAAAUUCAAAAAGCGGCAAAGAUGCAAGACAUGGCUCCCUACGCACAUGUUUCAUGCAAAGCGAGCCCACAUGACUACGUCUGAGAAUCCUCUGUGGCGAUUCGCCAUUCCUUUGUCCCCGACCGAGAAGAGUUACCGACCGUCUCAUCGGGCGAGGGGCGCUAGGGGCGCUGUGGUUUGGGAUAUGAGCUAUAUGUCCACCAUUCAGCUGGAGGGAACGGAAGGCGCACUAGAAUGUACUCUGAGAGCUGUCGGCGUUGACGGGAAUGAAGUAUGGGGCCCAAAGGGCAAAAAAUGGAAAGCCGGAACAAGAACUUUGCAAGUGUGGACUUAUGGGCGCGAUGGGCCACGGAGACCUAUUGCGCCAGUCACUUUGAUUCGAUGUGCUGAGGAAAAGCCGGGGGACGUUGAAAUGUUGGAUGCGGAUAGUGCCAAAUCUGCGGAGAACAAAAACUCCAUAAAAGACAAGAAGAAAAUUUUUAUCAGAGUACACCCGUCUGCGUUCUUACAAUUGUGGAAUGAGCUCCUCGAGGUUUCGAAGAGACAGAACCCUCCCGUGAUGGUUGAAGAUCUUCGUUUCGAAAUUGGCAGCAUUGAUAUCACAGGUCCGGGCUCCACUGAAGCUCUGUUAGCGGUGCUGAGGCCGGUCGAGUUGGAUGAGAGCGAUAAACCAUCGAACACCCCCGAAUUUACGUGGAACUCUUUACUGGGCGUCUCGAAUCCUUCAUCUCUCCCACAAAACGCCCUUCUUGCAUUUUCCAUAUCUGAUCCUCGUCUCCGUUUCCCGCAUAAGACAAUGAGACCCCCUUCCUCUGAGAAGGACAUGCAAGACCUGGCCAUGACUUUGUCAUCCUGGGCACCUGAUCGUACGCAAACAACACCUUCUAUUUUCGACCGUCGCGCACGCUUGGCUGCCAUCCGCCAACUGCCCAGCCAAAAAGCCAUCAAUCGGCGACGAACUGAAGCUGGACCUGGUCGCCUUCCGACUCCUCGAGAUACUGACCCGCAGAUCCCGGUGAUGCUCCUUGCAACUCGACCCAGAGCUCAAACGAAGGGUAACAAUGCUCCAGGUAGCUGGACUGUACUUCUCCCUUGGAAGUGCGUUCUUCCGGUGUGGUAUGCGUUGAUGUAUUAUACCCUCUCAAGUGGUGGAAACCCGAGACUUGGUGGAUUAAAAGAGCAGCAACAGCUCGCUUUUGAAGCAGGAGAACCUUGGUUCCCUGGUGAUUUCCCUGGCACACGCGCUGGGUGGGAAUGGGGCUCGCGUGACCAAGAACAGUCAAAGAAGGAAUGGGAACGACGGCCUAAGGGGCGGAGAGUUGAAUUCGACAGUAUUGACUUGGGAACUGACCAGAAAGGCGAGAUUGGCCGGGGUUGGGCAUGUGAUUGGGAGAGACUGAUCCAGGGUGUUGGAGCUCUUGGCACCAGCGAUCACAGUGAAAAGCAUAAGAAACUGAAGACUGAGGGCGAAAAUGUUACACGACACGAUGGCGAGAACGAAAAAACCUCUGCAGAUGGUCUUCCGCUCGGUAUACACCACCUACAGCCCGCCGAAGCCGACCGUGCACUCAGAGACCAGAAUUCGAGUGUUGACAACUCGGCUCUUGUGACUGUAAGGAUUUCCUUAUUCAAUCGAGGCACCCCUACUCCGCGAGCUCGAGUCUACCGUCUACCUACCACCAACCAAGAACUUCGUCAGAAAUGGCUUUCUUUUGCAUCAGCUAAACCGGCUGGUGUUAAGUCACCUGCCCGAGAACCUUCCAGCACUAGUUCAGACCCCCAAGCGCGCCUCGCUGCAGCUCUUCUAUCAGCCCAAAUCGAUACAGAUAUUCACCAGGAGCAUUUGCCCCUUCCGCCGGAAGAAGAUCUCAUCGGUUUUAUAACAACAGGGAAUUUCAAUCUCUCUGCUGGUAAGAGCACAGGAGUUGGUUCGAUACAGAUGUCGAAGGUCACUCCAGCUGCUCUCGGAAAGUGCAAGGCUCGAGAAAGAACCAUGUGCAUCAUUCGGGGAGCGGGCGAGAGGGUAGGAAGGCUGGGUUAUUGGGAGGUUGCUUGA